Messenger RNA from Pogona vitticeps (central bearded dragon), 1904 nucleotides. It is a transcript of the gene SLC25A4, whose product is annotated as solute carrier family 25 member 4. Gene Ontology annotation, biological process: mitochondrial ADP transmembrane transport; negative regulation of mitochondrial outer membrane permeabilization involved in apoptotic signaling pathway; mitochondrial ATP transmembrane transport. Gene Ontology annotation, molecular function: ATP:ADP antiporter activity. The record is from RefSeq and is a predicted model, not a curated record. Lineage: Eukaryota; Metazoa; Chordata; Lepidosauria; Squamata; Agamidae. Gene Ontology annotation, cellular component: mitochondrial inner membrane.
UAAAGGACGGUCCAUUUGGAUCGCGGGGGGCGCAGCUGGGUGGGGAGGUGUCUGGGGACAGCUCCCUGAAUUAAAAAAAAAGAAGAAGAAACCUCAAAAGCUCCAGGAAGGGAGUCAGUGUCUCGCUCUGAUUUUGGCCCCGUCAUGGCUGACCAAGCUCUCAGUUUCCUUAAAGACUUUUUGGCUGGUGGCGUUGCUGCUGCCAUUUCCAAAACUGCCGUAGCGCCCAUUGAAAGAGUGAAAUUGCUGCUACAGGUCCAGCAUGCCAGCCAACAGAUCACAGCCGCAACCCAAUACAAAGGGAUCAUAGACUGUGUGGUAAGGAUCCCCAAGGAGCAGGGCAUCAUUUCCUUCUGGAGAGGCAACUUGGCCAAUGUCAUCCGAUACUUCCCCACCCAAGCCCUCAACUUUGCCUUCAAGGACAAAUACAAGCAGAUCUUCCUCGGGGGUGUGGACAGGCACAAGCAAUUCUGGCGCUACUUUGCAGGCAACCUGGCCUCCGGGGGUGCUGCUGGAGCCACUUCACUUUGCUUUGUUUACCCUCUGGAUUUCGCCCGGACCAGGCUAGCUGCCGACGUGGGCAAAGGGCUGAAUGAGAGGCAGUUCACUGGGCUGGGCAACUGUAUUGCCAAGAUCUACAAAUCAGAUGGCCUCAGGGGUCUCUACCAGGGAUUCAAUGUGUCAGUCCAGGGCAUCAUCAUUUACAGAGCAGCAUAUUUUGGCGUCUAUGAUACAGCUAAGGGUAUGCUGCCUGACCCGAAGAACGUGCACAUUGUUGUGAGUUGGAUGAUAGCCCAGAGUGUAACUGCUGUCGCCGGGCUGGUAUCCUAUCCUUUUGACACUGUCCGACGUAGGAUGAUGAUGCAGUCUGGCAGGAAAGGAGCUGAUAUCAUGUACAAGGGCACAAUUGACUGCUGGAAGAAAAUAGCGAAAGAUGAAGGAGGCAAAGCUUUCUUCAAAGGCGCCUGGUCCAAUGUGUUGAGAGGAAUGGGUGGCGCUUUUGUAUUAGUCUUGUAUGACGAGAUCAAGAAAUAUGUUUAAGAGAAUCAAGCCACUUGAUUCAAACGUUCUGUUUUUGUAAUGUAUCUACAUGUGGUUUUGACGGGCAUCUAAAUAUUUCCUAGGGAAACAGAUGGCUAUGUGGGGCAAACUGAGAUGAGAGAUCAGGUUGCUUGUAUUGUAAGAUGGGCCAAUGGUUGUUCAUUAGAUCACAAUCACAACAUUUUUGUAUGGAAAAUUGAAGAGGCCUUUGUGUAUAUAAAAAUACAUUUGACAAAUAUCAGUAAUAUAUUCCUAUGUUAUAAGUACCUUUCUGGAUGAUGGCUUGUUGCACAGGAUUUAAAGAACUAGAAAUGUGAAUGCAAUAAAUACUAUAUGUAAAAUCUCUGGUUCCCCCCCCCCCUGUUUAUGGCAAAUCCUCUGUAGGCAUAGUUUCAAGGAUUGUGGCAUUUGAAACACAUGAAGAGUGUGUGGGGGGGGGCAACUCUUCUACUCACAAAUUUUUGCCAGCAAAUUACAUGUGGUUGCUGAACAGGGGCUACACAUCUCUCACUUGCAGCAGCAACAAAAUAGUCAUUUCAUUAUUUUUUUUUGGCCAUCUUUCUUCCAAUAUAGGGACCCAAGAUGGCUCACAAAUUAUUUAAAAACAGUUAUAAAAACACAGUAUGUUAUAUUAAGAAUAAUUGCAUGUAUACACUCAUAUUCUAUUACUAGCCCCAGCUAGAGUAGGUGCAUUAGCUCUGCAUGAUUUGCGUAAGGAUUGACUUAAAAUCCAGCAAUUGAUUCAACUGGUCUGCUUUCAUUGGGACAGGCAGUAAGACCUAAGACACUAAUUUGAAAUCACACAUGAGUAAUCAGUAAAACAUACAGUAUUCUGCAGUAAAACUCUUCUUGUAACACUUAAA